AUGGCAGAAACAUUCUUGUUCGACAUCACAGAGGACGUUCUAUCGAAGGUUUCUUCACUUGCUCUAGAAGAGAUCAGUUUAGCUUGUAGCAUCAAAUCAGAAGUGAAGAAACUUCACAACACUUUGUCUACAAUCAAGGCUGUACUUUUGGAUGCAAAUGAGCAACAAACCAAGAAUCAUGAACUAAGAGACUGGCUAGAAAAGCUUAGGGAUGCCGUCUAUGAUGCCGAUGAUUUGUUGGAUGAUCUUUCAACUGGAAUUUCACCGCAGAGGGAUAGCACUUCAGUUCUUGCAAAGGUUCGUAGAUUCUUUUCAUGCUCAAAUCCAUUGGCCUAUAGAUUCAAGAUUGGCCAUAGGAUAAGCCAGAUCAGGAAGAAACUAGACGAAAUUGCGGCUGACAGGAAAAAUUUUCACCUUACAGAACAGGCUUAUAUUGUUCCGGUAGAGAAUAGAGAGAGAGAUCAAACUCACUCUUUUGUAAAAGCCUCAGAUAUCAUUGGUAGAGACUCUGAUAAAGAAUUCGUCGUACGGCUUCUUUUGAGAACUAAUGAUGAAGAACAUGUUUCGAUUAUUCCUAUUGUCGGACUAGGAGGUCUUGGGAAGACGACAUUAGUUAAAUUGGUCUACAAUGAUGAUCGGGUAGUUCAAGGUUUUGAUCUUAAAAUGUGGAUUUCUGUUAAUGAAGAUUUUAGUACAAGAAAGGUAACUGAGAAAAUUCUAAGAUCUGCCACUGGGGAAACUUUUAGCCAUCUGGAUAUGGACGAGAUGCAGAAAUGUUUGUCGAAAAUUUUGAAUGCUAAAAGAUAUUUACUUGUCCUGGACGAUGUGUGGAAUGAAGAUCGUAAUAAAUGGAUGGGUUUGAAAGAAUUGUUGAUGAACUGCAGCUCAGGAAGUAAAAUCAUCGUUACCACGAGAAGUAAGACUGUUGCUACGAUUUACAGUACCACAUCCCCUUAUAUUUUGAGUGGUCUCUCCGAUGAUGACUGCUUAUCUUUAUUCUUGAAAUGCGCGUUCAGUAAACAAGACGAUUGGCUCCCUAAUCUAGUAGAAAUCGGGAAGGAAAUUGUGAAGAAGUGUGGCGGAGUUCCUUUGGCUGUCAAGACAUUGGGAAGCUGCUUGUAUAUGAAAACAGAUGAACAAGAAUGGCUGCAUAUAAGGGAUAACGAUAUAUGGGAAAUUGAUCAAAAGCAAACUGACAUACUUCCUAUAUUGAGGCUAAGUUAUGAACAAAUGGCAUCCUAUUUAAGGCAAUGUUUUGCGUAUUGCUCCAUGUUUCCCAAGGGUUUUGAAAUUCCAAGGGAGGAAUUCAUCAACCUCUGGAUUGCACAGGGUUUCAUUCAUUCACCAAAUGGAAAUAAACAACUUGAAAACAUUGGAAACCAGUACUUUAAUGAGUUGUUAUCAAGAUUCUGCUUUCAAGAUGUAGUAGAAGCUUUUGAUGGAGAAAUAUUGGCCUGUAAGAUUCAUAACCUCGUGCACGACCUUGCACAAUCUGUGGCUGGAUAUGAAUGCUUAAAUGUGAAAUCUGAUGCCAAAAUUAUUUCUGAUAGUGUUCGCCAUCUCUAUUUUCACGCAGAAGAUCUGUCUAGAAAAGAAUUCCCCGAACCCUUGUCCAAAAUGAGAAAAUUGAGGACCUUCCGUUAUUCUUACAAGGUUGCAACCGUAAACGAGAAUUUCAUAGAGACGAUCACAUUGAAGUUCAGGCGCCUUCGAGUCUUAGUACUUAACUCAUUAGAGCUUGAGGAGUUACCGAGUUCCAUUGGCAACUUGAGAAAAUUACGGUAUCUUGAUUUGAGUAACAGCAGGAAGAUCAAGUUCCUUCCAAAGUCCAUUUGCAAACUUGUGAAUCUACAGACACUGAAUCUCAUAAACUGUGAGGAACUUCAACAGCUGCCGAGAAAUAUUGGGAAUUUAGUUAGCCUCAGAACUCUAUAUUUGACUUCCCAUGAGAUUUCUUUGAGAAGAAAAGGUCCCAAAAGCUACAAUUCUCUCCACUUCUUGUUGCUCUACAAUUGUGACUUUGUAAAACUACCAUCAGAAGGAUUUCAACAUUUCACUUCUCUUCGAGUAUUACGCAUUUAUGAAUGCCAAAGACUAGCUUCUCUUCCAACAAGUAUUAAGUAUCUGACUGCACUCGAGAAAUUGUGGAUUUGGAACUGCGACGAGCUCGAUUUUACUGACGGGGAAGGAUUGGAAGGCCUCGAGAGUCUUCAGUCACUGCUUUUAAUGGGACUUCCGAAGAUGGUAAGUGUGCCAGUGGGGCUUAAAGAGACUGCUGCAAAAAGUCUCAGAUUCGUUCGAAUAGCUAAUUGUGCAAGUUUGACAACAUUGGCCGAGUGGUUUUCAGAUUUCAGUUCACUCCAGAGGCUUUACGUUGAGGAUUGUCCCAAUUUAUCCGUACUUCCAGAGGGUUCCACAACUUCAAUCUUUCAAGAGUACGGAGGCCAGACAGGAUUUUCGUCUGAGGUUGGAGUUUCGAGGACCAUGCCGAACCCUGCAUCAAAGUCUUGUCACCGUGCCCGCUUGGGGUCAAAGUAA
Fraxinus pennsylvanica is the source of this 2538-nucleotide messenger RNA. The record is from the annotation of a GenBank genome assembly. Lineage: Eukaryota; Viridiplantae; Streptophyta; Magnoliopsida; Lamiales; Oleaceae.